AUGGCGAAUCGAACAAAUAGAGCUUUGGAAUAUUACAAUGAUUAUAUCGACUGUACACAAAACUUACCAUUGGACAUACAGCGGCACGUAACGCAAAUGCGUGAAUGUGAUUUGGAGUACCAAGAAAUGAUGUCAAAGAUCAGAGAGUUGACAGACAAUAUGGACGGUUCUAUGUCUACAUUAAAUUCUGAAAAAUUGACAAAGCUAUUAGUAACAGGUUUAAAUCUAGGGGAUAAAAAAGUGCAAACAGUUCAACAUAUAUCUGAUUUGGUAGAUGAUAAAGUCAGACGCUUGGAAAAUGGUAGGAAAUAUUUGACCUCUUCUAAGGAACCUGAUGCUCCCAAACCAAGUAUCAAAGAAAAACCAGAGAGCAGUAAUUGUUCCAAAGAUCGAUGCUUACCUAGCACUAGUACUAGUACUGUUUCUAAAGAACUCAAGAAACGCAACACUGAUAAUGAUAGUAACGAAUCUAACAAUGAUGCAAAACUUGCAAAACGGCCCAGACGCAACAGAGCCGAUGAGCCAGAUUACAAAGAAAUUUCAGAUGAUGUGGUGGCAUUGACAGCUUCACAACAUUCCAACACACCUUUGCCAAGAGCCACAGCAACAGCUCAAGUACAAUCUCAAGUCACAUUGAAAAAAGCAACUCAAAAAACAGAUGCAAAAACCAAAAAGAAGGGAAAAUAUAAGAAACAACAGAAGGACAAUUCACCAUCAUUGGAUGAUGAUGAUGAUAUAGCUGUCGAUCCAGAUGAACCAACCUAUUGUCUUUGUGAUCAGAUUUCAUACGGAGAGAUGAUAUGUUGCGAUAAUGAUUUAUGUCCAAUAGAAUGGUUUCAUUUUUCAUGUGUUUCAUUAUCGACAAAACCAAAAGGCAAAUGGUUUUGCCCCAAGUGUCGUGGAGAUCGUCCAAAUAUAAUGAAGCCUAAAGCGCAGUUUCUCAAGGAACUUGAACGAUACAAUAAAGAAAAAGAGGAUAAAGCUUAA
Molecule: messenger RNA, 987 nt
Organism: Macrosiphum euphorbiae (potato aphid)
Lineage: Eukaryota; Metazoa; Arthropoda; Insecta; Hemiptera; Aphididae
Source: the annotation of a GenBank genome assembly